This is a messenger RNA of Rhodofomes roseus, 1116 nucleotides long. RefSeq lists its product as uncharacterized. The coding region runs from base 1 to 951 and encodes 316 amino acids. The record is from RefSeq and is a predicted model, not a curated record. NCBI's taxonomy places the organism in Eukaryota, Fungi, Basidiomycota, Agaricomycetes, Polyporales, Fomitopsidaceae. The transcript is spliced from 14 exons.
AUGGCCGACCCCAGCGCAACCGCUAAAAUCGCCGCGGAGGCCGCGGUUGUCCAAGAACAAUUUUCGCUCAUUUUCGUCGCGUCAUUCAUCGGGCAAAUCCUCUUUGGCAUUGUCGUCGCUCAGGUCUACAUUUACUACACUCGUUACCGGAGCGAUCCUGGAUGGAUGAAGCUAGUCGUAUUCUUCAUUUUCCUCUGCGAUGUUUGCAGCGCCAUAUUCACAAUCGCUUGGAUGUACUUCUUGUUCAUAUCGCACUGGGGAGACCUCGUGGCCUUCUCUCAGACGACAUGGAUGCUCUCCACAGAUCCUCUCAUCUUAGGACUGAUGACCUGUGCGACACACUUUUUCUUCGCCAGGCGCAUUUAUGUCAUCACUGGGAACAUUUGGCUCGCCGGCAUCAUCUGUAUCUUCGGUCUCGGGACACUUGCUGGUGCUCUGGCUGCGAUGAUAUCGUUCCUGCAAGUGUCGUCUCUUGCUGACCUCACGUCAUUGAAGCCAAUCGCUAUAGUAUGGCUGCUCUUUGCUGCGGUGGGCGACGUGACGAUCACCCUCAUCAUGAGCUGGUCUCUUAGAAAGAGGAAGUCCGGAUUCCAAAGGACGGAUCAACUCGUUGACAGAGUGAUUAGAGUGACAGUCCAGAACGGUCUUCUCACGUCAUUGAUGGCGACGGCCGCUCUUGUCCUAUAUCUCUCGACAGAUAUCCCGUAUCAUCUCGCCUUGUCACUCGUGUUGCCGCGAAUGUAUUCAAACACGAUGCUAUCUUCGUUCAAUUACCGAGAUGUUUCCAAGACCGAUGCCACCAAUGAAUAUGGUGGUGCAAGCAGUCUCUCGAAUGGAUUGCGACGAACACAGCAAACGGAAGUGGUAGUUCAUGUCGAAGCGCAUGAGCUGGCGGACGCAACCAAAAGUGAACGCGACUGGGAGUUAUCUGGUAAGACCCAUGCGGUGUGAUUGUGCUCUUGUUUUUGCGGGGCUAGAUGCCCUCUUUCAUUCUCGCACGCAUGUACAAGUUGCCUUAGAGGUGCAAUUCGGGUUGUUGAUUCGACUCAAUUGUUGGGUGCGGUGUGGAAAGAUGUCUCCCUCCGACACAUAAUGAGAACCUCGCGUAGAUCAUGG